AACUUUAGGCAGCUCUUCACGGGCUUGGUUGAAGCUGCCUUUAAUGAUUAAGUCUAGCUCUCAGCAGUAGUAGUACUAGGCCUAAAGAGUGAUGAAAAUGUAGAAAAAUUGGACAAGUAUAUAUAUCCAUUGAUGAAGGUGUAGGUGUAGGAGUUUCUUCAGGGAAUAAUCUGUGUCUUCAAAUCCAGAAUGAACCAGCAGUCAUGAUCAUCGCCACCACAGAAUCUGAGAAUCUUACUCCAUGUUCAUCUGGUCAUUAUUAUCAUCACUAGACUAGAGUGAGCUAGCAAAGAGAAAGAAGAUCUGAGAUGGGUUGCAUUGCAAGCAAGAGCAACUGUGACUCGUGUGAGAUCGAUCUGGAGGAUUUCAGAGAGAAGAUAACACUGCUUCAGGAGGAGAUCGACGAGGCAAGGUGCAAGAGAGAUAAGGAGAGCAGGACGUACCAGCAGCAAGGGAAGGUGUUCUUGUUCAGGGAAGCGGAGUGGAAGCGGGAGAGGAGGAAGCUGAGAGAGGAGGUGAAGAGGUUGAGAAAGAAGCUGGAGGAGAAGGAAAUGAUAAUUCGAGGGAUGAAAGAUGAGAUGGUAGUUGGGAGAAGCGACAAAGAGUGGGAAAUGCUGGGAACCAGUAUUUUGGUCGAGCACAUGAUGGAGGAACAGGCUCGCCGUGACGAGGCCAUCGAAAAAUGGAAGAGUCUCUACUUAGCUAUCAAGACUGAACUUGAUGACCUCAUUCACAGGACAUAUCAAGGAGAGAGUUUGUGCUCAGGAGCAGAGGCAAACAUGAUGGAAGAGCUGAAGAGGGAAUUGAAAGCCAAGGAAGAAGUAGUCGAAGUCUUAAAGGCUCAAGUGGCUGCAAUGGAGGAGGAGAGAAUCAAGAAGGAAAGGGAAGUUGACAUACUAAGGCAGAGCCUAAGAAUCAUGAGCAACACCAAAAAGCUGAGCAGCAACGCAAAGAAGGCCAUCCAUAUGACAUCCCGUCUCCCUCAAAGCUUGCACUUGUAACAUAAAUGGAUGAAUGCAUCAUCAUAAUAUAUAUUUAAUUCCAUGUGUCUAGCAAAACCAAGAGCAGUUUUGAAUUGAGAAGAUUUCAAACAUAAAAGGAAUGCAUAUGGUGAAUCAAGAAAGAUAAAUAGCAUACUGAGGUAUAAUUUGAUAAAAUUUUAACUCAGUAAACCAAAUUCUAAGCUUCACAUGAAUCUCUAUUGCCUUCUCUACAGA
Nelumbo nucifera (sacred lotus) is the source of this 1217-nucleotide messenger RNA. RefSeq lists its product as uncharacterized. NCBI's taxonomy places the organism in Eukaryota, Viridiplantae, Streptophyta, Magnoliopsida, Proteales, Nelumbonaceae. The record is from RefSeq and is a predicted model, not a curated record.